GAGUUGAACGAGUUUGCCGACCUUCAGACUCACACAGAUAAACCAGAAGAACUACACUGUGAACGCGUUACUUUCAUAUGAGUGACUUUUGCGGUAGAAGCCGUAGCCAUGUACCCCAGGGUUAUUUUAAACGGGAUGCUGAUCAAGAAAUCUCAACAAAAGAAAAUUACAUCUCCAGAAAAUUACAAGGAAAGAUUAUUUGUUUUGGAUACUAAAGAAUUGAAAUACUCCGAGUGCCGCCCCGGGAGAAAGCCUGUUCUGAAAGGAUCGAUUCAACUGAGCAAAAUAAAGUGCGUAGAGGCUGUGAAUUCUGAACUCCCAAUACCGUGCCAUUAUAAAUACCCGUUUCAGAUUUAUUACGGCAACUAUUACCUGUACAUUUUCGCUCCUGACCACACCUGUCGGCAGCAGUGGGUAACGGCUCUGAAAGAAGAGACACAGUUUAAUACUUUUAUCACCGAGUACCACCCGGACAUGUGGAUGGACGGAAAAUGGAGAUGUUGCCUUCAGACGGACAGAACGGCAGCGGGAUGUGCGCAGUACUACCCCACAGAGAUUAUGAACCACAACCCUCCUCCCAGGACGACUCCAGAGAUGAAAGAUGAGACGGUGAAGGUGGUCACGGCGAUACAAGACUUUACACCGGUGGAAAACGGAGAGAUACAAAUACAGAAAGAUCAGAAGUAUAUUUUAAUCGAUGACUCAGAUCUGGAUCGGUGGCUCAUCCAGGAUUUUGAAGGGAACGCAGGUCUCGUCCCCAGCACGUACGUCGCUGGGAAAUUUGAAACCAACUUUAGCCGUUUUGAGUGGUUCGAUGACGACAUCACGAGUCAUGAAGCAGCACAGUUGUUGGCAAAAGAGGACAAAGAGGGAGCGUUUAUGCUCCGCAGAUCCAGUCGACCAGGACAAUUCACGUUGUCUGUUUUCUCCAAAGCUCCGGGAUCCAAUCCUGGGAAGAGUGUGAGGCAUUACCUAAUCCGGCAGAAAUCAGACAGUGAGGCGCCGUUUUACGUGGCAGAGAAGAAGUCGUUCGGCACCAUCCCUGAGCUGGUCCACUACCAUCAACACGACUGCGCCGGGAUGGUAACACGACUGAGGCAUCCCGUGUCGCGUCCGUUCUCCCGACGAGCCUCUUCCGUCACUUCAGAUCAGUUUGAAGGUCAGUGGCAGAUCGAUCCGUCGGAGGUGAAGAUGGAGGAGAAAGUCGGCUGUGGACAGUUCGGUUUGGUGAUGAGGGGGACGUGGAGGGACAAGAAGGUCGCGGUGAAGAUGAUCAAAGAAGGAGCGAUGUCCGAGGAGGCGUUUAAAGAGGAGGCCAAAGUGAUGAUGAGACUGUCCCAUGAGAAGCUGGUGCAGCUGUACGCCGUGUGCACACAGGGCUCUCCUCUCUACAUGGUGUUUGAGUUCAUGGAGCAGGGGGCGCUGUUGGACUAUCUGAGGGCCCGGAGGGGGGUCCUGUCCCGGGACACUCUGCUGGGGAUGUGCCUGGACGUCUGUGAGGGGAUGAAUUACUUAGAAAACUCCAAUUACCUGCACCGGGACCUGGCGGCGAGAAACUGUCUGGUCUCACAGAACAUCGUCAAAGUGGCAGACUUCGGCAUGGCGAGAUUUGUGCUGGAUAAUGACUACACAAGCUCUCAAGGCUCAAAGUUUCCCAUUCGGUGGUCGGCCCCGGAGGUUAUUCGAUAUGGAAAGUACAGCAGCAAGUCUGACGUCUGGUCUUUUGGUGUGCUCAUGUGGGAGGUUUACAGCGAAGGACUUCUGCCGUACGAGAAAAAGAACAACAUGGACGUGGUGAACUCACUGAACAGAGGACAGAGACUCCCAAAGCCCGAGCUCGCCCCCACAGACGUGCACGUGCUCAUGACCUGGUGCUGGAAGGAAAAUCCAGACGAUCGUCCUGCGUUUGCUCAGCUGCUUCAUCAACUCUCGACUCUUCCAAAUGAUUGAACCGAACCUCGUCACUUCACACUCGUGUUUUUACUUCACACUCGUGUUUUUACUUUCAUAGAAAUACACAUUUUUAUACAGUAACUCUCCAGUCGACAUGUGUCUCUGCUCAGAUGAGCUUGAAGGAUUUUUGUACUAAACUUUUGUUUUGAGUUCGGGGAUGAACUUUUUGACACUCGGGCCUUAGCGGGUCUAAAAUGUGACAGGGGGCGGGGCCAGGAUAUAUAUGUGUUUAUACGACAUUAGAGAUGUGGCCUGUAACAAAACAUGAAUAUGAAGGUUCAUUGUAUAAACUGUUUUCAAAUGCAUUAAGUAAAUGAAUAAUUAAUAUAUUAAAUUUACCUUUACCUAUUUUAAUAUAAUUUGGUCACGUUCGGCCGGAUUAAUAAGCCCGACGGGCCGUGUGUGGCCCCGGGGCCGUAGUUUGCCCACGUCUGGUCUAGUUCAUCGUUGCCCCGGUAACAACAGCACUAAACCUGGAAGUGUUUAAUAAAAAAUAAACGUGGAAAAUGUGAAUAUUUCAGACAAAAAAACAACAUUUUCAGCAACGGAUUAUUACAGUAAUACUAGAACUUUUACUACAACAACAACUACUACUACUACUACUACUACUACUACUACUACUACUACUACUACUGCUGCUGAUAUUACUAUUACUACUACUACAACAAACACAACAAAAACUACUACUACUACUACUGCAACUACUACUACCACUACUUCUACUACUACUACUACUAUUACAGAAACUAUUACUACAACUAAACUACUACUACUACUACUACUACUACUACUACUAAAAUAGACCUUUUAUUUAUGUGUCAUACAAUAGAAAUACAUUACUAAACGUACUACUAUCUUACAAGAAAUGAUCUUACAACCACUACUACUACUUCUACUACUACUACUACUACUAGUAUUACAACAAUUACUGCUACUACUGAACCAGACCUUUUCUCUAUGUGUCAUACAGUAUAAAUAAAUUACAGUAAAACAUCUG
Messenger RNA from Periophthalmus magnuspinnatus, 2950 nucleotides. It is a transcript of the gene itk, whose product is annotated as IL2 inducible T cell kinase. The record is from RefSeq and is a predicted model, not a curated record. The transcript is spliced from 16 exons. Gene Ontology annotation, molecular function: ATP binding; protein binding; non-membrane spanning protein tyrosine kinase activity. The coding region runs from base 109 to 1950 and encodes 613 amino acids. Lineage: Eukaryota; Metazoa; Chordata; Actinopteri; Gobiiformes; Gobiidae. Gene Ontology annotation, biological process: NK T cell differentiation; B cell receptor signaling pathway; intracellular signal transduction.